Molecule: messenger RNA, 2889 nt
Organism: Loxodonta africana (African savanna elephant)
Lineage: Eukaryota; Metazoa; Chordata; Mammalia; Proboscidea; Elephantidae
Gene: IRAK4
Product: interleukin 1 receptor associated kinase 4
Exons: 12
Coding region: 400-1782 (460 amino acids)
Biological process (GO): signal transduction; protein phosphorylation
Molecular function (GO): magnesium ion binding; ATP binding; protein serine/threonine kinase activity
Source: RefSeq, a predicted model, not a curated record
GGGCUGCAGAUCGCUUUAUGCCUUAUAUUCAAAGUGAGAAAAGUUUAGAGAGGAAGUGGUUGCAUGAAUCAGCUCCGGCGUCGAGAUUUGGAGUGAGUCCCUGGAGAUCCACAAGUUAGUCUGACUGGGAGGAAGCUGAGGCAUCGAGAGAGCCGUCACCCAGCUGUUCAGUGGCGCCGUCUAAUCUCGCCUCAACUUUCUCAACUCUGUGGCUUUUUGUUCCCUGAACCCGUUUACAAAAUGAAAUCUUGUCUCCUAAAAACCAGGAAGUAAGCUCAGCACGCGGCCAAGAUGGGAGGCAUUCAGAGGCUCCACACGAUUCUGAUUAGCUUGUUUCCUCCAGUUUCUAAGCUUCCAGGACAUUAGAGAGUGAAGAGUUGUAAGAAACAGGAAUAGAAGAUGAACAAACCCAUAACUCCAUCGACAUAUGUACGCUGCCUCAACGUUGGACUCAUUAGAAAGCUGUCAGAUUUUAUUGAUCCUCAAGAAGGAUGGAAGAAGUUAGCUGUAGCUAUUAAAAAACCAUCUGGUGAUGAUAGAUACAAUCAGUUUCACAUACGGAGAUUUGAAGCAUUACUUCAUACUGGAAAAAGUCCCACUUCUGAGUUGCUGUUUGACUGGGGUACCACUAAUUGCACAGUUGGUGAUCUUGUGGAUCUUUUGGUACAAAAUGAGUUUCUUGCCCCUGCAAGUCUUUUGCUGCCAGAUGCUGUUCCCAAAACUGUGAACACAAUACCUUCUCAAGAAGCUGUAACAGUUCAGCAGAAACAGGUAUCUCUCUUUGACAAAGUCAGGACAUCUGUGAUGCCAGUGCAGAAUCCUGAACUAAACUAUAUGCCACCUGACUCCUCAAGUGCAGAAAAUGAAAGUUUAGAAGUUAGUGAUACACGUUUUCACAGUUUUUCAUUUUUCGAAUUGAAGAAUGUCACAAAUAACUUUGAUGAACGACCCCUUUCUGCUGGUGGUAACAAAAUGGGGGAGGGAGGAUUUGGAGUCGUGUAUAAAGGCUGUGUGAACAACAGAACUGUGGCGGUGAAGAAGCUUGCAGCAAUGGUUGACAUUAGUACUGAAGAACUGAGACAACAGUUUGAUCAAGAAAUAAAAGUAAUGGCAAAGUGUCAACAUGAAAACUUAGUAGAACUACUUGGUUUCUCUAGUGAUGGAGAUGGUCUCUGCUUAGUAUAUGUUUACAUGCCCAAUGGUUCAUUGCUUGACAGACUGUCUUGCUUGGAUGGUACUCCACCAAUUUCUUGGCACAUGAGAUGCGGGAUUGCACAAGGUGCAGCUGAUGGCAUCGGUUUUUUACACGAAAACAAUCAUAUUCACAGAGAUAUCAAAAGUGCAAAUAUCUUACUAGAUGAAAACUUUAUAGCCAAAAUUUCUGACUUUGGGCUUGCACGGGCUUCUGAGAAGUUUGCCCAGACAGUCAUGACUAGCAGAAUCGUGGGAACAACAGCUUAUAUGGCACCUGAAGCUUUACGAGGAGAAAUCACACCCAAAUCUGAUAUCUACAGCUUUGGUGUGGUUUUACUAGAAAUAAUAACUGGACUUCCAGCUGUGGAUGAACACCGUGAACCCCAGUUACUGCUAGAUAUCAAAGAAGAAAUUGAAGAUGAAGAAAAGACAAUUGAAGAUUAUAUCGAUCUGAAGAUGACUGACAUUGAUUCCAGUUCAGUUGAAACUAUGUACUCUAUUGCUAGUCAAUGUCUGCAUGAAAAGAAAAAUAAGAGACCAGACAUAAAGAAGGUUCAACAGCUGCUGCAAGAGAUGACAACUUCAUGAUUUCUUAAAACUUUAUUGGAAUAGACUCUUGGCUUUUUACAUACAGCUAUACAAAUCAUUUUUUAUAAAUUAAAUAUUUUUGUAAACAUUCUUCUUUUAACUAGGCAGCAGAGUAUAGUGUAGUGAUUUUCAAACCAAACCAUGUACAACAGAUAAAAGUACUUGGCAUUAUCAACACUUAGCCCUACCCUCUUUAGUGUCAUCCACAGUUCCUGCAGUAAUUCCUGAGACAUCUAUUUGGAACUUUAGGGUUACACUGAACACAGUUUGGAAACUAUGAGAUUAGCAAAAAAAAACACUGGGAUAUAAAGUCAAAAGACCUUGGCCCAAAGCCCACCUCAACUACUAAUUUGCUCUAGAGCUUUGGGCAAUCUCAGCUCCUUUGAGCCUCAAGUUUUUGUUACCUGUAACACUGGAUGAAUUAAUACCUUCUGUGCCUCUCUGACAGAUAGUCAUGAAAAUCAAAUGAUGUAGAAUAUUACAAGCACUUUGUAAAAUGUAAAGUGCUAUGAAAUGUAAAGAUUAUAAAGCCAAAUAUAUAAUUCUAUUACAGUUGUAUGUUUAUGGGAUCACGUUCACAGUUUGCUGUUUUAAGUACUCAUUCACCACAAAUCAAAUAUCCCCUGAUGAUACUCUCAUGAUAUGCCCAUGAGUAGAUCAUGUUAUAUGGCAAAGGUGAUGGAAUUUUGCAGAUGUAAUUAAGGUCCCUAGUCAGCUGACUUUGAAUAAUCAAAAGGGAUAUUUUCCUGGGUGGGCCUGACCUAAUCAGGUGAGCCCUUACAAGAAGUCAGGUUCUCCUACUGGCCUUGAAGAAGUAAGUUACCAUAUUGUGAGAGGGCCACAUUUGCUACGACCUGAGAAUGGCCUCUAGGAGCUGAGAACUAUCCCGAGCUAUCAACAAUAGAAAAAACAGGGACGUUAUUGUACAGCUGCAAGGAACUGAAUUCUGCCAAUAACCUGAAUAAGUUUAGAAGAUCUUCAGAUAAUACUGCAGCCCUACCUUGACUUCAGCCUUAUGAGACCUGAAAAAAGAAUCUAUCUGACUUGCACCUGGCCUUCUGACAUACAGAACUGUGAGAUAAUAAAUGAGUGUUUGAAGCCACUAAA